Messenger RNA from Strongyloides ratti, 441 nucleotides. RefSeq names its product Signal recognition particle 19 kDa protein. Gene Ontology annotation, molecular function: 7S RNA binding. Gene Ontology annotation, cellular component: signal recognition particle, endoplasmic reticulum targeting. Gene Ontology annotation, biological process: SRP-dependent cotranslational protein targeting to membrane, signal sequence recognition; SRP-dependent cotranslational protein targeting to membrane. NCBI's taxonomy places the organism in Eukaryota, Metazoa, Nematoda, Chromadorea, Rhabditida, Strongyloididae. The coding region runs from base 1 to 441 and encodes 146 amino acids. The transcript has a single exon. The record is from RefSeq and is a predicted model, not a curated record.
AUGGACUAUAGCCGAAGACAACAUUCAGAUCCAUCUAAAUGGAUUUGUAUUUAUCCUCUUUAUUUGAAUUCAUUCAAAACAAUAAAGGAAGGAAGAGUUAUAUCGAAAAAUUUAGCCUGUGAAAAUCCAACAUCAAAAGAAAUUUGUAGUGUUUUAAGUAGUGAAGGUUUAAAUGUUAUUGAAGAACCAAAUAAAAUGCAUCCAUUGGAUGGAAGUCAUUUAUAUUAUGCACAGGGUCGAGUAAGAGUUCAAUUAAAAAAUGAUGAUGGAUCUUUUUGUAAUGAAAAAUUUAAAAGUAGAAAGGAUCUUUAUAUUAGAGCUGCUGAAGGGAUCAGAAAUAUGAAAGAUAGGCAAAUACCUAAAAAAUUAGAUCCAUGGUCAAUAUUAAAUUCUGCUUCUCCAGUGGCUUCUACCAAUAAGGUUAAAGGAAAAAAAAAAUAA